Staurois parvus is the source of this 410-nucleotide messenger RNA. The record is from the annotation of a GenBank genome assembly. Lineage: Eukaryota; Metazoa; Chordata; Amphibia; Anura; Ranidae.
AUGUACACACAGACACAUGUACAUGCAUACACACAAACACACAUGUACAUGCACACACACACACACACACACACACACGUACAUACACGCAGACUCAUGUAUAGAUACACACAUGUACAUACACACAGACACACACACACACCCCUAUAAAAAGUUGCAGUACUUCAUUGUUCACUCACAAAGCUGUGUACUGCACUCUAGGGGGAGGCAGAGAGCACAGCACACACUCCUUCCUUUGCUUUCACUGCGCUCAGCUAUUGAGCAGUCGGACGGCUUCCAGUGCCAAUGACAGAUCCGGCCUGAGCUCCGAGCCUGCUUAGCAAGCCAGCCCUGGGGGACACACUCGCCCCCACCAUAAUUUCCACUCGCCAUUGGCGAGCAGGCAAGUGGAAAUUUCAAGGCCUGAUAUA